AUGCCGCAGAAAGUCCUAAGACGUGUCAAUGAAAACCCUGCGUUCGGGCUGCAGGCCGUCUUGGCCGCCUCGCAGUCCGAAUCGCCUGCUGCGAUCGCGAGUCCGCCAGAAGAUGCCGAAAAGGUGAAAGAGACAUGCGACUCCUUCACCCUCGCCUCUUUCACCAUGGACGACGCGUGGGAGCUAGGCCACCUCCUCUACGCGCGCCUCCUCCCCUUCUCGUCCGAGAAGCCGACGCUGAUCUCCAUCUCGCUCGCCAACGGCGGGCAGGUGGUAUUCCAGUGCGCCGUCGGCUCGGGUGUCAUGCCCGACAACGAGACGUGGGUGCAGCGGAAGAGGAACUCGGCGCUCAGGUGGGGGUGCAGCACAUGGUUUAUGCACUGCAAGUUCGAGGGGCAGGAGGACAAAUUUCGGGAGAAAUACGGCCUGAGUCAGGAGCAGGCGGCCGGCUACGCCAUCCAUGGCGGGGCCGUUCCUAUUCGGGUCCAGGGUGUCGAGGGUGUCGUUGCUGUUGUGGUGGUGUCGGGAUUGAAGCAGCAUGAGGAUCAUGGAGUCAUCGUGGAAACGAUGAGCAAGAACUGGCAGUAG
Anthostomella pinea is the source of this 588-nucleotide messenger RNA. Lineage: Eukaryota; Fungi; Ascomycota; Sordariomycetes; Xylariales; Xylariaceae. The record is from the annotation of a GenBank genome assembly.